AUGCCGAACGCCCAGUUGGCUCCACCAUCUGUUGACAUGGAUCUCGACGAGACAACCUUUGUGACACUAGUUACUGCCAAUGAAUCUCCAGCAAGAAUCUCCGAUAUUCCAACCAUACAAACUCCCAACGGUGGCGUCUUGAUCCCCAGAUCCCGAGACCACGAUAUCGACGAUGAAAUUAGCGACAGUCCUGCAGUACCUUCACCAUCUUUCUCUGGCUUCCACUCGGCUCGCUCUUCCCCUGGGACGACAUCGCGGUUCAAUACAGAGGUCGGAGAAAGCAACAACCUUGACGGCCACACACUGAUAGGCGACGGACAAUCCUUCCUUGCUGACGGGUCUAAUCAAGAUCUAUCAGCUGUCUCUUUCCUCUCCGCCAACCCAUCUAUCUCAAAUAGCCGAUCUCAAAGCCAGGAGCAGUUUGAGCGCCAGGUAGUCGAAGAGCCUCGAGUCACUUCAGGUGCCAAUGGCUCUGGCAACGAUUCACUUCUCUCGCAGGUGCAAAACGAAAACGGUGCUAAUUCCAUUAAUUCCACCACUUCAUCGCCGCAAAGAUAUGUUCAAGAAAGUCCAGAUGUCAGAAGAGAAGACGAAACCAGAGAACCUCCAUCUUGGGAUAAUGUGUGGAGUCUUCUGAAAAGCGGUCUACCAUCUCGUGAAGACGCCGAUCAGGACAAAGAUGAGCUUGAAGAGGAUAUGAACGAUGAUCAAGAAGACCAAGACAGUCUUCUACACAGCAACCAAAGCCCCGAUCUGUCUCCGCACCCAUCUCCUCUUCCCACAAGCUCACGUUCCUCACGCAAGCCACCCCCAAGUGCGCAGCGUGAGCCAUCAUCCCAGAAAUCCCAAGGAUCCCAAAAGAGCAAAUCCUCUUCAAAAAUCAAAACCGAAUCGCGCAGCGCAUCCACCAACUCAAAUCAGGAUUCCCAAAAGCCCAAAGUCAUAAUGAACGCAUCACAGAUGUCCGAAGUCGUGGAUCUAACCUCCGACUCAGUAUCCCCAAGACCACACACAGCAGCCUCGGCACCAAUCACCCCAGGACAGAAGUCAAAGUCUGGCGCACAAAAUGCCAAUACCUCUCCCGGACCAUCCGAUGUACCUACCGCUUCAUCAACGGGGAAAGUACAACGCAUGGUAGAAGUGAGCAUUAGCCCACGAACGAGCCAGAAGAAGAAAAAGCGACUAUCCAGGAAGUUUUGA
Molecule: messenger RNA, 1200 nt
Organism: Penicillium angulare
Lineage: Eukaryota; Fungi; Ascomycota; Eurotiomycetes; Eurotiales; Aspergillaceae
Exons: 1
Coding region: 1-1200 (399 amino acids)
Source: RefSeq, a predicted model, not a curated record